UGAAACUGAAAGACAGCAGCAGAAUACAUAGCACAAAAGAAAGAAAAAAAGUCCCAAAAUACAAUUGAGCCGUUAAAGAAGCAGAGGAAAAGAAACAAAGAGAAAGAAGAAUGUAUUCACCCUCAUUGCUACGUCGUUUCUUCUGCUUCAAUUCAGCAUCAUCGUCAUCAGUAACUACUUUUUCUUCGACUAAUUCCAAGAAAAUGUCACUUGUCUUCUUUGGUUCUCCUCAGGUCUCUGCAACAGUUCUUGAUGCUCUCUUUAAUGCCUCUGCUGCACCAAGUUCUUCUUUUGAGGUUGCAGCCAUUGUUACCCAGCCACCUUCUAGAAGAGACAGGGGCAGAAAGUUGAUGCCUUCACCGGUGGCACAGCAUGCUCUUGAUAGAGGCUUUCCUUCUGAGCUAAUCUUCACACCUGAACGUGCUGGAGAGUCUGGUGGAAGGAGAAGGCCUACUAAUUUUCUUUCUUUCGUUUUUUUCCUUUCUGAGACCUUCUUGUCCAGUUUAAGAGCUUUGCAGCCUGAACUUUGUAUUACAGCAGCAUAUGGAAAUAUUUUACCGACCAAGUUUCUCAAUAUUCCAUCAUUAGGCACGGUCAAUAUACACCCAAGUCUGCUGCCAUUUUACCGUGGUGCUGCUCCUGUUCAAAGAGCACUUCAGGAUGGUGUUAAAGAGACGGGAGUCUCAUUAGCAUUUACUGUACGUGACUUAGAUGCUGGACCUGUCAUUGCUCGUGAAAGACUGGAAGUUGAUGACCAAAUUAAGGCUUCAGAUCUGCUAGCAUUACUAUUUUGUAAAGGGUCUAAACUUCUUAUAAACAAACUUCCUUCCAUAUUUGAUGGAUCAGCUAAGGUGAAUGCAGAACCUCAAGAUGAUUCUAAAGCUACCUUGGCUCCAAAGAUAACUCCUGAAGAAUCAUGGCUAUCCUUUGAUGAAGAAGCUUUAGUCCUACAUAAUAAGGUUCGUGCAUUUGCAGGCUGGCCAGGAACCCGAGCUAAAGUGUUAGUUGUUGAUGACAAAAGUAGCAACCAUAAUGUCCUGGAACUUAAAAUCAUCACCACAAUAGUACGGCCUGAUUAUAAAAUUCAGGGCAAUGAUGUAAAUGACAUUACUUUUGUCAAGGGUGCAUUGUUAUUUCCAUGUGGAGGAUGUACAGCUCUUGAGGAAACCUUUAUUCUUUAUAUUAAAGCUGUUAAUGAUAAAUUGGCCGAAUCUAAUUUUCUAAUCUCCAAUUCCUACAACCAAAGGCUCUUCCUUAGUUUUUUGGUUUCUCUGGUUUGCUGGUCCUGAAGCAGGUAUUGGAGGUUCAACUUCCUGGUAAGAAGGUGAUAACUGCGACUGCCUUUUGGAAUGGUUUACGUGGUCAAAGGCUGAAGACACUAUAACAGAGGACGCAUUUUACAUUUGACUGGCAGUGUAGAAUUUCCGUUGAGAUUUGGAUUGAAAAACUUCUAAUACUUGUCCCUGUUAUCGUUUGUGAUACAUUCACGUUUUUAUGCAAUGUCAUAUUAACCCUCAUUGCGUUUGAAUGGACCAUGUGCAACUUGGAAGCGUUAACCUCCAAAUUCUAUUUCAUAGUUGUGCAUCCCAUCAACGUGAUCAGCACAAAGAGCAAAAAAUGAGUAUCCGCACACCUUGUCUCUGUCAUCCGGGCUAAGCUGUCCAAAAUUUAAGAUGGUAAAACGAUCUUAGUUUUGUCCAGGUUUGUAUUGUCCAAUUUUAUAGCUUUUGCUUAAUUUAUACUCCGGGAUAUUCCCACAUGAUAUUGGCAAUAAGCUGUGAUUGUUAACUCUUUUAAGAGUAUAUAAAAGGAACUGGAAAGCAAUUCUUUCUAGUAACCAUGAAAUAUAGGUUUCAAACUGAUGAUUCACACUUGCUUGUAAAUUUCAAACAUGACAUGCAGCAAAACUAAGCUUCCUGCGAAUUCAUUUAGCCUUGGCCAACAGCAUGAUAAUCAUUUUCACUAUUUCAUUUUCAAACAGGAUCAGGAUCUGGGCAUCUUUUUUAUCUUGAUUCUUGACCUAAGGUUUAAGGUUUAGGAACCUAUGAACUUCUGUUAUCAAUUCCACGAUAAUCUUGUGGUUGCUGUAUGUCAUAUUGCUUUUUUAAUUGUCUUGCAUAUUGCAUUAAGUUUUACGUCUCGGUUUAAUCUUUUUCAACUUAUUCCACAGAACAAAUGUUACUGAGUGUCUUUGAUAAUAUGAAUGAACAAUCUUCAUUUAGAAAAUUGAAUCUUCUGGUUGGCUCUCUUAGCAAUUAUAAGAGAAAAUAAGAAAAUAUACGUCUUUUGAACGAUCAAGUCAAUUGAUUUCUUUGUUGUUGCCUGUUCAAGUUAUAUGAUUUCCUUUCGAACAUGAAAUGUCUUAUUUGGAUAGAGGAAUGGGGAAUUCAAACAUAGAUGGUUGAAGGGUAUUAUUAGUUGGAUAUGUCUUAUUUGUGUCAUUGUAUACGAUUUGUUCCAAGAGAAUACCCCAAUGAUUAGAACUUAGAGACAUCAGCGUUUUGAUCUUGUAUACGAAUCUUGAGGAGAGUAGUGUUAAUGGGAUGGAAAGGGGAAGGAAAGUCAGUGGAAAGAAAAUAGUGCAUCUUUCCUUUUUUUUUUUUUCCUUUUUCUUUAUUUGUUAAGAAGGAAUAAAGAGGGAAGGAAGAAAAUGAAACGAUGUGCACUUUUUUUCUUUCAAAUUGAAAGGAAUUUGGAUGGAAAA
Durio zibethinus is the source of this 2704-nucleotide messenger RNA. RefSeq names its product formyltransferase (gene PDE194). Gene Ontology annotation, molecular function: methionyl-tRNA formyltransferase activity. Gene Ontology annotation, cellular component: mitochondrion. Lineage: Eukaryota; Viridiplantae; Streptophyta; Magnoliopsida; Malvales; Malvaceae. The record is from RefSeq and is a predicted model, not a curated record. Gene Ontology annotation, biological process: conversion of methionyl-tRNA to N-formyl-methionyl-tRNA; biosynthetic process.